Messenger RNA from Sipha flava (yellow sugarcane aphid), 1254 nucleotides. Its product is annotated as piggyBac transposable element-derived protein 3-like. The transcript has a single exon. Bases 1 to 1254 code for a protein of 417 amino acids. The record is from RefSeq and is a predicted model, not a curated record. NCBI's taxonomy places the organism in Eukaryota, Metazoa, Arthropoda, Insecta, Hemiptera, Aphididae.
AUGUUCAAGAAUUCUAAAAGUGCGACAGAUAUUUUUGUGAAACUUCUAAAUCCAAUUACCGAUCAUAUCGUUGAUCAAAGUAAUUUAUAUGCGACACAAAAUAACAAAACACUAAAAUUAUCUGCAAAUGAAUUAAUGGGCUUUAUUGGGAUUAACUUUUGCAUGGGUUAUCAUAAAUUAUCGUCUUAUAGACACUAUUGGAGUACAGCAAAAGACCUACAUUUACAAGUUAUUUCCGAAGUUAUGAACAGAGAUAGAUUUAGCGAAAUUUUAUCAAAUAUUCAUGUAAAUGAUAAUACCGCGAUUCCAGUAAAUAAUAAAGAUAAACUUUACAAGUUACGUCCAAUGAUAGAUUCGUUAAAUAAAACAUUUUCUGAAGCAUAUAAUGGAACUCGCGAGCUUAGCGUGGACGAGUCAAUGAUUAAGUUCAAAGGACGCAGCAGUCUAAAACAAUACAAUCCUAUGAAACCUAUAAAGCGUGGGUAUAAGUUAUGGUGUAUUGCCGAUCAAAAAGGAUACAUAUUAAAUUUUUCAAUUUACCAAGGCAAAAAUGAGGCCCUAGAACGAGAAUUCGAAGAUUUCAAUCUGGGAGAAAGAAUAGUGCUAAAACUAACCAAGCCAUAUUGGAAACAGUCCCGAGUUAUAUUUUUCGAUAAUUACUUUACUUCUAUAAUAUUACUGGAAAGAUUGAAGACAGAACAGAAAUUGGCAUGUGGCACCAUAAGAUCUAAUCGGAAAGAAAUGCCACUUAAUUUGAUGAAAGAGUCUGCAAUUGCACGUGGCGAUUACGACUAUCGUUUUUCUACAUUUGGUAUUGGUGUAUUCAAGUGGCGUGAUAAUAAAACUGUGCAUUUUGCAUCUAACUAUCAUGGAAACGAAAUUACAAGUGUUCUAAGAACGAUGAAGGAUGGUUCAAAAUUAACAAUAAAAUGUCCUUCGGUGGUAAAAGACUACAAUAAUUUUAUGGGAGGUGUCGAUUUAGCUGAUAGAUAUAGAUUAUUGUACAAUGUUGAUCGAAAAUCAAAUAAAUUAUGGUUAAGAAUAUUCUGGGGACUCCUGGACAUUACAUUUGUGAAUGCCUACGUCAUUUACUGUGAGAUGUUUGGUGACACGAAUGUUUUGGAUGUACGUCGAUCCAUCGCACAUGGUCUUAUGGCAUCACGGGUGGUAUACGGUGCCAAUAGAUGGAGGUGUGAACUGUGCAGUACACGUGGAAUUGAGUCGAGACCAAAAUCAAAGUGUUCACAUUGUUGA